UGGUUAUUACUUAUAGAUCCAACCAAUCAUAUUCGAUUGCUCGGCAAGCGUACUAGCCGCUUUGCCAUCUUGGAACUCGCCUCGCCUAAUGUUUUUGCUUUGGUCACCGUCACAUGUGAUUGCUACCACGCUGUACUUAGCAAUACAGCAGGAUACUGAUUUUGAAUUUCUGUUGUAUUUAGGUCAGAUCAAACAUGGUGAAGGAACAGUUCAGGGAGACAAAUGUCGCCAGCGAAAUCUCCUAUAUAUCAUUUGGAGUGGAUAGUAUGCACGACAUAAUGAUGCAGGCCAAUGUAGAAGUGUUCCAGAAAAGUCUGUACAAUGAAGAUACAAAGCAUACUCCUGCUUUACAAGGAGCACUGGAUAGGCGCAUGGGAGUGAGUUCUGCAGGGGACGUUUGCAAAACGUGUGGCAAAAGAUUAAACGACUGCGUAGGACAUUUUGGAUAUCUUGAUUUAGAAUUACCAGUCUUUCACGUUGGCUACUUCAAAUCUAUCAUCCAGAUUUUACAGACAAUUUGCAAGAAAUGUGCUCAUGUUUUGCUAACGCUCAAAGAAAGGAAAUCUUUUUUGCGCCAAGUACAAAAUCCGAAUUUGAGAUAUUUAAUGCGCAAAUCGUUGCGUAAGAAAAUAUUGAUAUCAGCGAAAAAGAAGACGCAAUGUCCAAAUUGUAAUUCAAACAAUGGCCCUGUGAAGAAGGCUGGUUUUCUCAAAAUUGUUCACGAGAAAUACAAGAACUUAAAGAAAACAAAUUCUAUUAUUCAAGAAAAGUUGACUGAAUUGGCCCCAAAGAUGAAAUGUGACAUAGAAUUUAAAAAUAUGGUAGAGCAAAACUACCGAUGUGUAUUUGAUCAAUAUCUAUAUCCAAACGUGGUGCAAGAACUUUUCAAUAGAAUUCCAGUGAGUGAUAUCUGCUUUUUGUUAAUGGAUCCUGAAUGUGCAACACCAAAAGAUUUGAUAUUGAGAAGGAUUCCUGUGCCACCAAUUUGUAUUAGACCUAGUAUUUUAUCUGACCUAAAGGCUGGUACAAAUGAAGAUUAUCUGACAAUGAAAUUAUCAGAAAUAGCUCUUAUCAAUGACGUUAUUCGCAAGCAAAAAGGUGUUAAUAUAAAUAUGUACAUGGAGCAUUGGGACUUUCUUCAACUGCAUUGUGGUCUUUAUAUUAAUAGUGAAAUGUCUGGAAUACCUAUACACAUGCAACCUAAAAAGUCUGGUAGAGGUAUAGUACAAAGAUUGAAAGGAAAACAAGGUCGUUUCCGAGGUAAUUUAUCUGGCAAACGUGUCGAUUUUACUUCUCGCACAGUAAUUUCGCCUGAUCCAAAUCUCAGAAUAGAGCAGGUUGGUGUACCUAUAUAUGUUGCAAAAACUUUAACAUACCCUGAAAGGGUUACUCCAUCAAACAUAGAACUAAUGCAAAAAUUAGUAAGAAAUGGUCCAGAUAUACAUCCUGGAGCAAACUACAUACAGUAUAAGCAUUCGCAAAAUAGGCGAUACCUUAGAUAUGGCGAUCGGAAUAAAGUCGCCCGAGACUUACAGUUUGGCGACAUUGUUGAGAGACAUCUCAAAGACGAUGACUUAGUGCUAUUUAAUCGGCAACCAUCUUUGCACAAAUUAAGUAUUAUGACACACAGAACCAAGAUAAUGGAGCAUCGAACAUUCAGAUUCAACGAAUGCGUUUGUGCACCUUAUAAUGCAGAUUUUGACGGCGAUGAGAUGAAUCUUCACUUACCACAGACUGAAGAAGCCAGAGCGGAAGCGUUAGUUUUGUUAGCGAAUAAAUCCAAUCUAGUUACACCUCGCAAUGGUGACUUAUUGAUAGCAGCAACUCAAGAUUUUAUCACCGGUGCUUUUCUUUUAACUCAAAAGGAUACGUUUUUCCAGCUAGAACAAGCUAGAUUAGCUCUUUGCCUUUUAGCUGGCUCGGACGCUUCUUUAGUCGUAACUCUUCCUCAGCCUGCAAUCAUGAAACCGGCGAGGUUGUGGACCGGCAAGCAAAUAUUCAGUCUUAUUAUACGACCGAAUAAGGAAUGUCCUGUCAAAGCAAAUCUAAAGACACGGGGCAAGGCAUAUACCAAUGGAAAAGAAUUAUGUAUCAAUGACUCUUAUGUUAUUAUUCGCAAUUCUGAGCUUCUAGCAGGAACAAUGGAUAAAUCUGUAUUAGGCUCAGGAUCGAAACAAAAUAUAUUUUACGUUCUGCUAUGUGAUUGGGGUGAAGAUGUUGCAACCACAGCUAUGUGGCGUUUAACCAGAAUAACAAAUCAUUUCAAUUUUGACAGAGGAAUUUCUCUUGGUAUCGGUGAUCUUAUACCUAGUCAAAGCCUUCUUCGAGCUAAGGAAAACGUGUUAAAUACUCAUUAUUCCACAUGUAAUGAAUACAUUCAGUUAAUGGAACAGGGUCGUCUUAUCUGUCAGCCUGGAUGUUCGGAAGAGGAAACAUUGGAAACGAGAAUAUUGAACGAACUUUCGGUAAUCCGUGACAACGUUGGUAAAGUGUGUUUGAAAGAACUACAUCCUACUAACGCUGCUUUAACUAUGGCACUCUGUGGAAGUAAAGGUAGUUUCAUCAAUAUUUCUCAAAUGAUCGCUUGCGUAGGUCAGCAAGCUAUCAACGGACGUAGGGUACCGAACGGAUUCGAGAAUCGUGCUUUACCUCAUGUCUUGUCACGAUCAAAGAAACCGGAUGCUAAAGGCUUUGUGGAAAAUUCAUUUUAUUCUGGAUUAAUAUCCAAAGAAUUCUUCUUUCAUGCCAUGGGCGGUCGAGAGGGUCUCACAGAUACAGCUGUGAAAACUGCAGAGACUGGAUACAUGCAGAGACGAUUAGUUAAAAGUUUAGAGGAUUUGUGUAUCCAUUAUGACAUGACGGUACGCAAUUCUACGCACGAUAUUAUACAAAUUCCAUACGGCGGUGAUGGAUUGGAUCCUACGUAUAUGGAAGGCAAAAACUGUCCCGUGGAUUAUGAAAGAUUGUAUGAGCACGUGAGAGCGAAAAUGCCUUAUGAAUCCGAAGAGCCUUUAGAUGCCGCUAGCGUGAUUAACGCUACAAAUGAAAUGCUAAGCUCUGAAGAGUAUGAAUGCUUGAGUGAGCAAUUUAAACUCGAACUGAUAUAUUUUUUGAACUCAGUAGCGCGAAAAAUAGCGCAUUAUCGGCAGAACGAUAAAUUAAACUCGAAAGUGAUUUCGCAGCUCGAACGUUUCACCGUGUCGCAAUUAGUAGAGUUUAUUCACACAUGCAAAGAAAAGUACAUGAGAGCUAAGAUAGAACCGGGCACUGCUGUAGGUGCGCUCGCCGCUCAAAGUAUCGGUGAGCCAGGGACACAGAUGACUCUCAAAACAUUUCACUUUGCUGGUGUAGCUGCUAUGAGCAUCACGCAGGGUGUUCCUCGUAUCAAAGAAAUUAUUAACGCGAGUCCCAAAAUCAGUACUCCCAUCAUAACAGCAACUUUGGUCAAUAAUACGGAUUCCGAGUUUGCCGAGCAAGUAAAGGCAAGAAUGGAGAAGACGACUCUGGGAGAUAUAUCUGAAUAUAUCGAGGAAAUAUAUUUGCCCGAUGAUCACUUUCUUAUAAUAAAAUUAGAUAUCGAGAGGAUUAAAACGUUAAAAUUAGAAAUUGAUGUUAAUUCCAUAUCCUAUACACUCUGCACUUCAAAAUUGAAGUUAACUUCAAAGAAUAUAGAAACAGUGACCGACUCAGUUCUUGUUAUUCGACCAAAUCGGAGUAAAGAUAAAGACAGUUCAAAUUUUCCAUUUCGUAAAUUGACAGAGACUAUUCCAAAUGUUAUAGUAAAGGGUCUACCAUCGAUCAAUAGAGUAGUUGUACAUAAUGAAAACCUCGGUGGUAAAUCAAAAUUUACAUUAUUUGUUGAAGGAGAUAAUUUUAGAGACGUUAUGGCAACACGUGGCAUCCUCGGUGAGGAGACAAAAUCGAAUAAUACGAUAGAAGUUUUUAAAACGCUCGGGAUAGAAGCAGCGAGAACGACUAUCAUGUCAGAAAUUAAGUCAGUAAUGGAAAAUCACGGAAUCAGUAUUGAUUAUCGACAUUUAAUGCUCUUAGCAGAUUUAAUGACUAGCACAGGAAAAGUGCUUGGUAUCACUAGAGAUGGUUUAGCAAAAAUGAAAGAAUCGAUUUUAAACUUGGCGUCGUUUGAGAAAACGGCUGAUCAUCUAUUUGAUGCAGCUUACUAUGGACAAAAAGAUGUUAUAUGCGGCGUGUCAGAAUCAAUUAUAAUGGGUAUUCCAGUUCCACUAGGCACAGGAAUCUUCAAGCUUCUUCACAAGGCAGACAAAGACAAACCAUGCGAAAAGGAACUUUUAUUUGAUAAUCCACAAUUUCAUAAAUAA
This is a messenger RNA of Cyphomyrmex costatus, 4337 nucleotides long. RefSeq names its product RNA polymerase III subunit A. Gene Ontology annotation, biological process: DNA-templated transcription. Gene Ontology annotation, molecular function: DNA binding; DNA-directed RNA polymerase activity. The record is from RefSeq and is a predicted model, not a curated record. The coding region runs from base 195 to 4337 and encodes 1380 amino acids. Lineage: Eukaryota; Metazoa; Arthropoda; Insecta; Hymenoptera; Formicidae. The transcript has 22 exons.